UGGAAACCUUGGCUGCUCUGGACCGAGCUAUCCAUUCUCCUCAUGCCACCACACAGGAAGUCUCCACAGCGAAGCUUACACGGGAAUCUUCGGGCCACUACAGCGACUUCAAUAUUCUCUCUUCUUUGAAUUCUCAGCUGUUUGAGAGCUCAGCAUUGAUGCACAUAUCUGCAGUUAAAGCCCUACUCUCUGCACUACGGCAGCUGUCACAUCAAUGCAUGGUUUCAACUUCAAGUAGUUUUGGACCAACAUCAACUCAAAAAAUUGGAAGCAUCAGCUUUUCAGUGGACAGAAUGAUAUCUGUCCUUGUCAAUAAUCUUCACAGGGUAGAGCCUUUGUGGGAUGAAGUUGUUGGCCACUUUCUUGAGGUGAUCAUAAUCUAUAUUUAUACUAUUAUGCAAAAUGCUAGUGCCAUUUAAUUUUUCUUGACGUCAGAGUAAAAUGAUGCAGCUUGCUGAUAAUUCUAGUCACCAUUUACGAAAUAUAGCACUUGAUGCACUAGAUCAAUCGAUAUGUGCAGUGUUAGGUUCGGAACAGUUCCAGAAUAAUGCGCUAUCUCAUGGCCCCUCUAAAGAAGUUGAAACGAUGCAGGCAGAGUUGAGAUCGCUUGAGUGUGCUGUUAUAUCUCCACUAAGGGUUCUUUAUUUUUCUACUCAAAGCACUGAUGUCCGAGCUGGAACCUUGAAAAUUCUUCUGCAUAUUUUGGAGAGAUGUGGAGAAAAAUUGCACUAUAGUUGGUCAAAUAUACUUGAAAUGUUGAGGUCUGUUGCGGAUGCAUCGGAGAAGGACCUUGUCACCUUGGGAUUCCAGAGCCUUCGUGUCAUCAUGAAUGAUGGUCUUUCCGGUAUACCUGCAGACUGCCUCCAUGUAUGUGUGGAUGUUACUGGAGCAUACAGUGCUCAAAAGACUGAGUUGAAUAUAAGCUUGACGGCAGUAGGUCUGUUGUGGACUACAACUGAUUUUAUUGCGAAGGGGCUUCUUAAUGGGGCAUCAGAGGAAAAGGAAGCAGAAAAUCUCGAUUUGGUUUCUACUCCAAAACAGAUGGAUGGUGAAAAGAGGGAAGAGCAGACAUUUAACAUACACAAUAAAGUGAAUGACCAAACUCCCCCAAUAAGUGUAGUGGACUGCGACAAGUUGCUAUUCUCUGUUUUCUCAUUACUUCAGAAGCUUGGUGCUGAUGAGAGGCCAGAGGUCAGGAAUUCAGCCAUCAGAACACUUUUUCAAACUCUGGGAAGUCAUGGGCAAAAGCUCUCAAAAAGCAUGUGGGAGGACUGUCUUUGGAAUUAUGUCUUUCCUACGUUAGGUCGUGCUUCACAUAUGGCUGCAACCUCUUCAAAAGAUGAAUGGCAAGGGAAAGAACUCGGGACUCGGGGAGGAAAAGCGGUUCACAUGCUUAUACACCAUAGCCGUAACACUGCUCAGAAACAGUGGGAUGAGACACUUGUCCUCGUCCUUGGUGGAAUAGCACGUUUGUUACGGUCUUUCUUUCCUUUUCUUAGAAACUUAGACAACUUCUGGUCAGGAUGGGAAUCUUUACUUCUUUUUGUUAAAAAAAGCAUUGUAAAUGGUAGUAAAGAAGUUUCUCUUGCGGCAAUAAAUUGUCUACAGACAACUGUUCUUUCUCAUUCUGCCAAGGGAAAUUUGCCAAUGGCUUACCUCAAUUCAGUACUUGGUGUUUAUGAGUUUGCUCUUCAGAAGUCACCAUACUGCAGCGAUAAUACAGCUACCAAGGUGAAGCAGGAGAUUUUGCAUGAUCUAGGAGAACUAUAUGUACAAGCUCAAAGGAUGUUUGAUAAUAACAUGUACACACAGUUGCUAGCAAUCAUUGAUUUGGCUGUCAAGCAGACAAUGAUAACCAACGAAAAUUAUGAAACUGAAUUUGGAAAUGUUCCACCAGUACUACGUACUAUACUAGAAAUUUUUCCUCUUCUAAGUCCAACCGAGCAACUUUCUUCAAUGUGGCUCGUCCUUCUUAGGGAACUUUUGCAAUAUCUUCCAAAAUCUGAUUCUCCUCUUCAAAAUAAGGAAAAUGAGGCAGAGCAACCUGGCACUGGUGACAAUAUUCCAGAUGUUCAUGCGAGGACAAAGUAUGAUGCACCUAAUGGUAAUGCUCAAAUCUCCCCAAACAAUGCUCAAGCUUCAUGUAGGAGUUCUGAAUUGACUUCAACUGCAAUGGAAGGCAUUCGAAGCCACUUGUUUGCAGAAAAGCUUAUUCCUGUGCUGGUUGAUCUUUUCCUACGGGCCCCUGCAGUUGAAAAGUGUAUCAUAUUUCCAGAAAUUGUUCAAAGCCUUGGAAGGUGUAUGACAACAAGAAGAGACAAUCCAGAUAGUUCAUUGUGGAGAUUGGCUGUUGAAGGCUUCAACUGUAUUCUUGUGAAUGAUGUUUGUAAAUUCACUGUCAACUGUGGACAAGACUUAAAAGUUAGUAGACCAGCAAGAUUGUGUGUUUGGAAAGAAAUUGCAGAUGUCUAUGAAAUAUUCUUGGUGGGUCAUUGUGGCCGUGCUCUUCCUUCCAAUUCUCUCUCUGCUGAGGCUCUUAAGGCUGAUGAAUCCCUGGAGAUGUCCAUAUUAGACAUUCUGGGUGAUAAGGUUCUCAAGUCACCAAUUGAUGCACCUUUUGAUAUUCUGCAAAGGCUUGUUUCCACCAUAGACCGAUGUGCAUCACGGACAUGCUCUUUGCCUAUUGAGACCGUGGAAGUUAUGCCUGUCCAUUGUAGCAAAUUUUCCUUGACAUGCUUACAGAAGUUAUUUUCCUUGAGCAGUUUCGACGAUGAAGCUAAUGAUUGGAACUUGACAAGAGCUGAAGUCAGCAAAAUCUCAAUAAUGGUACUAAUGAGUAGAUGUGAAUACAUCUUAAACAAAUUUCUAGCUGAUGAGAAUGACUUGGGUGAACGUCAACUACCGGCGGCAAGGCUUGAAGAAAUAAUUUAUGUCCUUCAGGAAUUGGCUCGCUUAAAAAUUCAUUUGGAUACUGCAUCUAUCCUGCCUUUACAUCCCUUGUUGAAAGGUGGUCUAGGAGUGGAAGAGAACGAAGACAUAUGUCCACAUUUGCUAGUUCUAUUUCCCUCCUUUUGUGAGCUCGUUGUAUCAAGGGAAGCUAGAGUAAGAGAGCUAGUGCAAGUUGUACUUAGACUUGUCGGCAGAGAAUUGGCACUUGAAAAGGUUAGCACGGCUGUUGGUGUACAGAAGAACGCUUCUUGACGACUGCUUUCACCAAGUUGUAUCCUCGGUAUUGUUGUUUAUAAAAGGUUAAGGUGAGGAAUUUUGUCCGUCCUCCAUAUUUUGGUGUUCUAUUAUUAUUUAUUAGUUUGUACAUUUUAGGAAAAAGUAUUCUGUUGUAUUCAUAAAUUACUUCGGGGUGACAAAUUCGUGAAUU
Messenger RNA from Pistacia vera, 3376 nucleotides. RefSeq names its product protein MON2 homolog. The record is from RefSeq and is a predicted model, not a curated record. The transcript has 24 exons. Bases 442 to 3201 code for a protein of 919 amino acids. Lineage: Eukaryota; Viridiplantae; Streptophyta; Magnoliopsida; Sapindales; Anacardiaceae.